This is a messenger RNA of Radiomyces spectabilis, 912 nucleotides long. Its product is annotated as ribonuclease H-like domain-containing protein. Gene Ontology annotation, molecular function: poly(A)-specific ribonuclease activity; nucleic acid binding. The record is from RefSeq and is a predicted model, not a curated record. Lineage: Eukaryota; Fungi; Mucoromycota; Mucoromycetes; Mucorales; Radiomycetaceae. The transcript is spliced from 6 exons. The coding region runs from base 1 to 912 and encodes 303 amino acids. Gene Ontology annotation, cellular component: CCR4-NOT core complex; P-body; CCR4-NOT complex.
AUGCCUGUGAACGAUUCAAAAUACAUCAAAGAAGUGUGGGCGGAGAAUUUAGAAGAGGAGAUGGCCUAUCUUCGCGAUUUAGUGGAAGAAUACCCCUACCUGGCCAUGGAUACGGAAUUCCCUGGCGUUGUGGCUAGACCCAUUGGCACUUUUCGAACUUCCUCCGAUUACCACUACCAAACCCUACGAUGCAACGUGGAUCUGUUAAAAAUUAUACAGCUCGGCGUCACAUUUGCAGAUCAACACGGCAAUCUACCUUCCAACGUGUGCACUUGGCAAUUCAACUUCAAAUUUAACCUUGCAGACGAUAUGUACGCACAGGAUUCUAUCGAACUGCUGACCAAGUCGGGUAUCGACUUUAAGAAACACGAAGAAUACGGCAUCGACGUUGAACACUUUGGAGAGCUAUUAAUCAGCUCUGGAUUUGUACUACUGGAUGACGUGAAGUGGAUUUCAUUUCACAGUGGAUACGACUUUGGAUAUUUAUUAAAAGUAUUAACGUGUUCAGCCAUGCCCGCCGACGAGUCCGAGUUCUUUGAUCUUCUCCGCACGUACUUUCCAUGCAUCUAUGAUAUCAAAUAUUUAAUGAAGAGUUGUAAGAACUUAAAGGGAGGAUUACAGGAUAUCGCAGAUGAUUUGCAGGUUGCAAGGAUUGGGCCACAACAUCAAGCAGGCAGUGACAGUUUACUGACAUGCACAACAUUUUUCAAAAUGCGACAAAUGUUUUUUGAAGAUCGAAUUGAUGACCAGAAAUAUCUCGGUUAUUUAUACGGUCUUCGAUGCAGUCCUAAUACAACACAAUCCCUCGCACACAACACCUUAUCACUGAACACACUGACAGAAGACGAAGUCAAUGGCAAAGGCGCGCCAAAUAAUGAAUCAAACGCAAAAGCAGUCAACGCAGCAUCAUGA